This is a messenger RNA of Paramuricea clavata, 573 nucleotides long. The record is from the annotation of a GenBank genome assembly. Lineage: Eukaryota; Metazoa; Cnidaria; Anthozoa; Malacalcyonacea; Plexauridae.
AUGGAGGAAUGCAUGAUGCUGGUUGGAGCUGGUAUUGUGGUCGUUGGCGGGUGUAGUGGUGUAGUGUUGCUGGGUGGAGGUGGUACUCGUAAUGGUGGUUUGCAGGUGGGAGGUGAUGGUUCCCUGUGUUGUUGGUGAUGUGGCAUUUCUGAGAAACCUGCUUGUUUUCAGGUUUCGCGGGAUGUGAAGUGGUUUUGGGGCGCUUCGGUUGAUGUUUGGUGUUUGACUUUGGUGUUGUUUAGCAUUUGGAUGAUGGUUUGUGAGUACUUGCGAUAUGGAUGAUAGUGCUAGACAACUCCUGUGGGAGAUUGUCGUUUAGUUUUGUGGAAAGUGAUGAGAUUUGCCCAUCAAUUUUGGAUGAUUCCUCUGAGUGGUCCUCUGGACCCAGGGUUGAAUGCUGAUGUUGAGGCCAGCGGGUGCGGUGUGGUUUGUGAUGUGUUUGUUGAGAAUGGUCAACUGUCGUUGAUGGUCAUUCUUGCGGUGAUGGAGUUCAACAAGUUUAUUGAACAUGGUGGUUGUGUUAUUGGAAGUGAUAGGUGGUUGAGGUGUGGUGGUGGUGAUUUAGUGUGUUAG